Messenger RNA from Phyllostomus hastatus (greater spear-nosed bat), 2665 nucleotides. It is a transcript of the gene RBM17, whose product is annotated as RNA binding motif protein 17. Gene Ontology annotation, cellular component: precatalytic spliceosome. Gene Ontology annotation, molecular function: RNA binding. The transcript has 12 exons. Gene Ontology annotation, biological process: alternative mRNA splicing, via spliceosome; mRNA cis splicing, via spliceosome. NCBI's taxonomy places the organism in Eukaryota, Metazoa, Chordata, Mammalia, Chiroptera, Phyllostomidae. The record is from RefSeq and is a predicted model, not a curated record. Bases 188 to 1432 code for a protein of 414 amino acids.
UUUCUCUUAGUCCGCGACGGCUCGGACCCUGCGGCCUCAGCGUAGUGGUUGGAACCGGUAGUGGGCUGCGAGGUCACAGGCUUACGCUAAGUGGACCCGGUCUUCCCUCCCGCGGCGUCUUGUCCUUGGUGCGCCGCCGUGGCCCAUGGGUACAGUCGGCCCGGCGGCUUGGCAUUAAACUGAAAAGAUGUCCCUGUAUGAUGACCUGGGAGUGGAGACCAGUGACUCCAAAACGGAGGGAUGGUCCAAAAACUUCAAGCUUCUGCAGUCUCAGCUUCAGGUGAAGAAGGCAGCUCUCACUCAAGCAAAGAGCCAGAGAACAAAACAAAGUACAGUCCUUGCCCCAGUAAUCGACCUAAAACGUGGUGGCUCUUCAGACGACCGGCAGAUUGUGGACACCCCACCUCAUGUAGCAGCCGGCUUAAAGGAUCCUGUACCCAGUGGGUUUUCUGCAGGAGAAGUUUUGAUUCCCUUAGCUGAUGAAUAUGACCCUAUGUUCCCGAAUGAUUAUGAGAAAGUGGUAAAGCGCCAAAGAGAGGAACGACAGAGACAGCGGGAGCUGGAACGACAAAAAGAAAUAGAAGAGAGAGAAAAGAGGCGUAAGGACCGACAUGAAGCUAGUGGAUUUUCAAGACGACCAGAUCCAGAUUCUGAUGAAGAUGAAGAUUAUGAGCGAGAGAGGAGAAAAAGAAGUAUGGGCGGAGCUGCCAUCGCACCACCCACUUCUCUUGUAGAGAAAGACAAAGAGUUACCCCGAGAAUUUCCUUAUGAAGAGGACUCAAGACCUCGCUCACAGUCUUCCAAAGCUGCCAUCCCUCCCCCCAUGUAUGAGGAGCAGGACAGACCCAGAUCUCCACCGGGCCCUGGCAACUCCUUCCUCGCCAACAUGGGUGGCACAGUAGCACAUAAAAUCAUGCAGAAGUACGGCUUCCGGGAAGGCCAGGGUCUUGGGAAGCAUGAGCAAGGGCUGAGCACAGCACUAUCAGUGGAGAAGACGAGCAAGCGAGGAGGCAAGAUCAUCGUGGGUGAAGCCACAGAGAAAGAUGCAGCCAAGAAGUCAGACUCAAAUCCAUUAACCGAAAUACUUAAGUGUCCUACUAAAGUGGUCCUACUAAGGAACAUGGUUGGUGCAGGAGAGGUAGAUGAAGACUUGGAAGUUGAAACCAAGGAAGAAUGUGAAAAAUAUGGCAAAGUUGGAAAAUGUGUGAUAUUUGAAAUUCCUGGUGCCCCUGAUGAUGAAGCAGUACGAAUAUUUUUGGAAUUUGAGCGGGUUGAAUCAGCAAUUAAAGAUGGGAAAACAGAGGCAAAGGAAGGAAUCAGUGGCCAGAGUGGAAGCACCAGUAUGCAGAACAAGAGCCAGCGCUGGACUUGGUCACAUGUCCCCACCUUACCCCUGCCAGCCUGGCUUGUCUACUGUUUCACUGGCCUCUAAAGUGCCCCUCCUACAGGAGGAGUGAAACCACGCCAUGAAGAAUAUCCUUUAUCUCCAGAAGUGAUUGUACAACUAAUUUUAAAUUUCUAUGACUCUUUGUUUUCCUAUUCAGCAUCAAUUAUAGGACCAUAAUGGGGGUGGAAAUCUACCACUUGGCCUGAGAGGUUGAGUCUGAUUUCUGGGAAAGAGGCUGCCUGGUUCCUUAGCCAUAAGUAGGUCAGUAAGACUACAUGCACUGGGAUUGAAUGGCCCUCAAUCCCAGAUGAGCUAACCUUCUGAGGACUGUGACGUCUGCCCACAGGACAAUGACAGGAGGAGAGAACACAGCUCCCUGGAGAAGGGCAGUGCUGCACAGUGAGAACAGUGACAUUGGUCAAGAGGCCUGGAUUUAGGUCUCUGCUCUGCCUUUGUCUGGCGGAGCCUCCAGGGCAAACCACUUCCCCUAGCUGAGGCUAGCUUUGUCAUCAGUGAAGCGGGGUGAAUGCUCGCCUCUACUGGCAUAAAAAAUUGGUCAGGGUGCUAUGAAAAAAAAUAUGAAAACUCUUUGUAACAUUUUUAAAAAUGGUCAGGACCUGGCCAAGGUGGCUCAGUUGGUUGGAGUGUUGUCCCAUAACUGAAAGGUUUUAAGUUUUAUUUCCGGUCAGGGCACAUAGUUAGUUGUAGGUUUGAUUGCUGGUCCAGAUGCAUAUGAUCCCUUGUUCGGGCGAGUAGGAGAGAUAACCAACCGAUGCUCCUUUCUUGCAUAAUGUUUUUCUCUUACCCUGUCUGUCUAAACACAAUGAAAAAAUGUCCUUGGGUGAGGACUUAAAAAAAAUGGCCUGGUUAUAUAUUGAUGGGAAUGGGUCUCAUUAAGAGUAGGCUGUUUACAUUUGGAGUCAUUUAAGGCUCUAAAGUUUCCAAUGGCUCUGUCCACAAUCCAGCUCCAUCCUUGGGCUCCGGGAGCUUCAUAGACCCUGUGAACAGCUUGCAAAGUCCUACUGCUGACUUUGUAACCUCACUUCAGCUCCUCUUUCCUCCUGAAGAAAGGAAUAGCUGUCACCAACUGGCAGGGAGCUGGGCUGGCUCAGGGCACAUAGUCCCAAGUGCCCUGGCUCUAGUUGCUUGGUGCGUGCAAAGUUGCAAGGACAGUUGAACAUGUCGCAUGAUGGACAGGUGACAGUACUUGCCUUCCAUCAAAAACAUUAAUCAAGGACUUGAAAAGAAUUGCCACCUAGAGUCCUGGCUGGUAUGGCU